AUGGAUGCUGCGUUGGUACGCGAUAUCCACCAGAGCUUCACGAAACCCUUCCAAGGUCCUCAUCCCCAUUACGCUCAAUCCUCGCCCCGUCCUGUGCCUUUGCCUGGGACUGAUGCGUAUCCUCGAACCCGGGUCCGGGUCGAGGGCGAGGCUCAUGACUCGGUCCAAGAUGCUCCGUUGCCAUCGUUGCCAUCCUCCAGAAGCACAUCCGUAUCUGGAUACUCCAUGCCACUCGACAGUGUUGCUUCACUCUCCAGCUUCCAGCCCGCUAGCUUCCCAAUCACCAAGCCGGAAGACGCUGUCGUGUCGCGUUCCACUCCAGCGCCCACGGCCUCGGUUUCACCAACACCACAUCGCCCACCAACUUCCUUGUCCCGAUCGUCUUCGCAGAAACUAACAUCUCGUCCUGUUCGUCAACAUUCCCUUCCGCCAGUAUCAAAGAGCCACGAGUCCCUUCGUCCGACAUUCCUGUCCACGUCGCUGCCGUCUUUUCGACAACUCUUCGAUCCGUUUCGGCCCCAGCAAGCUACGCUUCCGGGCCCCGCUCCGCCGUCACCGCCUCCUCGGUCACCGGCCGCCUCGACGCCGGGAGACUCCGGGGCUUCGGCAACGAAAUCCCUGGCACAUACUUCGACGCCCCACGAAAGAUCCAUCGAGCUGGCUGACGGUAGUCCGUCGAGGGGUCGGAGCCCCAACCCUGUUGAUCGGACUGCUCAUUCUGACUCGGACUCUGCAUCUGAUUUGGGCUCGGAAUCAUGGUCGGGGUCUUCCCUCGAUGCCGGGUCAGAGCUAGAGCAUAUUGAACCCUCUGGAACCCGACAAUUUCCACCUCUGCCUCCCUCAGCGCCUCUUGUUACCCCAGGAGCCCCAGGAGUGAUCCGCCGCAAGGCGUCCAUGACCAACCGGAUCACGACAUGGAUCUCUCAAUACGAAAGGAGCCGUACUCCGCGGCGUUGGUCCGGUACUGACACGCGGGUUGAUCCUGUACCAGAGGUGAAUGAUGCCAGCAAAAGCAAUGUCUCCAAGGCAUCUGCACCCCCGGAGGAUGCAGUGGAGCUACUCUGGACCAAGCUCAAAGAUCAAAGGGCCAAAUUAAAUGAUAUCAAGUCUCAGAUGUCGAGAAAAAGAAAAAGGCUCAAAGAGUUGCGGGGUGCCAGAGAUCAGGCUGACAAUGCCUUCAUGGCUGUCAUACGGCCUGUGCUUGUCGAUCCAAAUGGUUCACUUCCGACGUUGCGUGGCAGUGUUGAUCGUGUUGAUCGUCGUCUGGCAGAGAUGCAGCGCUUGAGGACCGAAUAUCAGGCCUUGGAGCGUGAUUACGAGGAUCAAGAAAUGACUCUGGACGAAGAAGAGGAAGAACUCAACAAAUUGGAAACCAACUUCUUCAGCUUGCUCGCGGUGGGCAAUACCAUAUCCAUACGGCCACCUAACGAACCUGAACCAAAGCAGGACACGCCAGAGUUGCUCAGGGGCAUUUCUCCCAAUGGUCCUACGGAUGACCCUCACCCACUGUUCCAAGAGCUCAUGUCGGCUGUGGGCGAUCUUCAAAAUGCCAAGGAGGACCUCGAUGAACUAUUGUUCCUGAAGGGAGAGCACGAGAAGGAGCUGAAGAUGAAAACUACGGCAAACAUGGAGUUGACGAUAGCCGAGAAGGAAUUCUUGGCCGACUUCCCAGCGGACCAAGAGCGAAUGACCGAUAGCGUGUCCAAGCUACAGGAUAAGGUGACGCAGCUCCGGCAACUGUGCGAGGAGAAAGGGGUAAUGCAGAAGCACCUGUCGUCACAAGUGGCUUAUCUUCUGUACCCUCAACAAGGGUACGAGGACAUCGACCUUGAUUCUGAGGACGAGUCUACCCACAGCCUCGCCCAUGCCAGAUUCUCGGUGCUGCUAAGCCAGCCGGAGCAUCUCUUGGGGGAAGUGCCGACAACGGCUGGUGGAGCGCUGAAGGCUGCAGCCAAGCUGCCAGACAGCGACCCGAGCAAGCGAGCACGGAUGCAGCUCGCGUCAAAGGAGUAUUCCAUCGACCGGCUCAUCAUUGCGCACAACGAAGGUGGCAAGACGGACUUUGUCAAUCGGUGGCUUCUGCAUCAGCUCAGGCUGUCACCUCUGAAGGCGCUGCUGCUCUACGUGACUUUUACCACCAGCCAAGGACUCAAGAUUCGCGACCUUCUGCGGUGGCAACGCGAUGUGUUGCACUAUUGGUGGAUUGGCGAGCGGCGAGACUCGAAUCGAGCAACGAGUGAGAGCUCAGAUUAUCAGUCAAAAUUCAGGACAAGCCAGCAGUCGAGGAGGACAUCGGACGUGGGCAGUGGAGUCGGCUCACCAUCAGAAGGGUGGCACCCACACUGA
Messenger RNA from Fusarium keratoplasticum, 2346 nucleotides. RefSeq lists its product as uncharacterized. The record is from RefSeq and is a predicted model, not a curated record. The coding region runs from base 1 to 2346 and encodes 781 amino acids. NCBI's taxonomy places the organism in Eukaryota, Fungi, Ascomycota, Sordariomycetes, Hypocreales, Nectriaceae. The transcript has a single exon.